This is a messenger RNA of Perca flavescens (yellow perch), 6296 nucleotides long. RefSeq names its product cyclin dependent kinase 14 (gene cdk14). The record is from RefSeq and is a predicted model, not a curated record. The transcript has 15 exons. Lineage: Eukaryota; Metazoa; Chordata; Actinopteri; Perciformes; Percidae. Gene Ontology annotation, biological process: protein phosphorylation. Gene Ontology annotation, molecular function: cyclin binding; cyclin-dependent protein serine/threonine kinase activity; ATP binding. The coding region runs from base 413 to 1825 and encodes 470 amino acids. Gene Ontology annotation, cellular component: cytosol; cytoplasm; nucleus.
CAUCUCGAUUGCGGUGGAGGAGCAAGGGAGCGCCUGGGACGCUGAGAGAAGAAAAGAAGUCCGAGCUAGCUCAUGCGAUUCAUAGAUCUUAACCGAAGAGAAGACGCAGCAGAAAGGCACAGCAAAUUACGGCGUGUAGUUUGGAUCUGCUUCAGACUUUUUAUCGCUUCUUUGGAAAUGGAGUUGCAUUGUUGAGAAAAUCUCCAGAAGGCGUUUGUUGUUGCUAGUUGAUGAGAGAAGUGAGAGCCGUUAAGGCUCCGUUUCCUGUUUCCCAGCAGCAGCGCUGCAGCUGGACUGAAGAAGCCCCGCAGGGCUCACUGAGCACCGGUCCUCCUUCCCCGCUUCUAACUGCUGCCGGUCCGCUGCCAGUCCGCUGCCCCAUCCCGCUGUCGCGAAACUCGGUGGAAAAGAAAUGUGCGACCUGAUGCCAGCCUCCCAGCCCCCGGAGAAAAUAGGCAAAAUGAAAAAGUUGAGGAGAACUUUGUCCGAGAGUUUCAGGAGUAUUGCUUUCAAGAAAGAGGACAGCGGCUUUGAUGAGAUAUGUGUCACAAAGAUGUCCACACGCAGCUGCCAGGGAACAGACUCGGUCAUCAAGCCCCUGGACACCAUCCCUGAGGACAAGAAGGUGAGAGUGCAGCGCACGCAGAGCGGCUUCGACCCGUUCGAGAAGCCCGCCAGCCAGGUGAAGAGGGUCCACUCUGAGAACAAUGCCUGCAUCAGCGCCAAGAGCUCGUCCGCCGGCAAGGAGUCGCCCAAACUGCGCCGACACUCCAGCCCUAGUUCUCCUACAAGCCCCAAGUUUGGAAAAGCAGAUUCCUAUGAAAAGCUGGAGAAACUGGGCGAAGGUUCAUACGCCACAGUUUACAAAGGAAAGAGCAAGGUGAAUGGGAAGCUGGUGGCUCUGAAGGUGAUCCGUCUGCAAGAGGAGGAAGGGACGCCGUUCACCGCCAUACGAGAAGCAUCUCUUCUGAAAGGCCUGAAGCAUUCCAACAUCGUGCUCCUCCAUGACAUCAUCCACACCAAGGAAACCCUGACUCUGGUCUUCGAGUAUAUGCACACAGACCUGUGUCAGUACAUGGACAAACACCCUGGGGGUCUCCAUCCAGACAAUGUGAAGCUGUUCCUGUUCCAGUUACUGAGAGGCCUGUCCUACAUCCACCAGAGGUACAUCCUUCACCGUGACCUGAAACCACAAAACCUGCUCAUCGGCGACACUGGAGAGCUCAAACUUGCUGACUUCGGCCUGGCCAGGGCCAAGUCCAUCCCCAGCCAUACCUACUCCAACGAGGUGGUGACCCUGUGGUACCGGCCUCCAGAUGUCCUGCUGGGAUCCACAGACUAUUCCACCUGCCUGGACAUGUGGGGAGUGGGCUGCAUUUUCAUCGAGAUGAUCCAAGGAGUGGCUGCCUUUCCCGGGAUGAAGGACAUCCAGGACCAGCUGGAGAGGAUAUUCCUGAUCCUCGGCACCCCAUCUGAGGACACCUGGCCUGGUGUUAACUCUUUGCCGCACUUCAAACCAGACCGCUUCACAGUGUACAGCGCUAAGAAGCUGAGACAAGCGUGGAAUAAGUUGGGCUACGUGGACCAUGCCGAGGAGUUGGCUUCCAGGUUCAUCCAGUGCUUCCCAAAGAACCGGCUGUCGGCCCAGGCAGCGCUGAACCACGAAUACUUCAGCAACCUUCCUCCACGGCUCUGUGAGCUGCAGGACAUGUCUUCUAUCUUCACCGUACCAAAUGUCAAGCUGCAGACGGAGAGCGGGGACAGCAUACAGGUGUGCGCGCGGAGGAACAGUCACGGGAAGGCAUCCUCUGGCAACAAACACUGACCUGAGGCAGCAUCCUGCACACGAUCACUUGACAGGUGGCCGUUGUAAAAAAAAAAAAAGACGAUGAAGACAAAGAUGGUGAGAUGGAGGAUCCAGACGAAUGGAAGAGCCCCAGUUCUCUUUAUUUAUUACCUUCACAAUGUGUGUGUGGUGUGUGCGUGUGCGUGCGCGUGAGUAAGAGAGUUAGCCUCGAGUAUAGAUAGGAAAGCAUGUGUGUGCAUUUGUGAACGGUACCUAAGAUUUCAGGCUAUCAUUUGCAAAUCAAAUUUUGUUUACUUUUUAUAAGGUUCCAAUAACUCGUAUAUAUCAUUGUCACAGUAUAAACAAAAGGACGAUACUAUUGUUUUGUGUUUUGUGUUUGUAACUAGCCUCCUAUUUAAGAAUGUAUAUUUGUAUGUAUGAUAUACUCAUCUAGAAACUAUAUAAUGGACAAUUUUAAUAUUGCUUCAUCGUAUCACGGCUACACUGCUCACGCCAAGACACAUAACUCAACACACGCAUAUACAGGAGACAUGCAAAAAAAAACAUCUUUGAAACAAAAGCAAAGAAGAAAAUGAAUCCUAAAGAGUUAGUUUUCCAUGUCUUUCUCAUUUGUGAUUUUGCAGACAAUAAUAAAUAUUAAUAACAAUAAUAAUAAUAAUGGAGGGCUAUCAGGUGGUGUAACACGUCCUCUGGCAGCCAUAUUGGAGGUCCUCGGUUCUUCGGUAGCUGAGGACAGCUGAUGAUCUUUUAAAUGUACAAUUGUGCUGACUCAGCAGUCUUUAAGACAUGGUUAAUAUGCUAGUUUAAAGGUGAACUUACUGUUUAAGGACUGUUUUUUGUGCUAACAUAUGAUAGCUUGUUAGCUGACUGAUUGCAGUAUUUCUCAGAUAACUGUCACCAUUUUGGUAUCAACACAUAAUUCAAACACUAAAGCCUAUACAGUAGGAGGCAGUAGUAAAUAGAUGUCAGUAGCUGUAAAUGAACAAACUAAUCUUUGUCAGAUAUUUCUCUUUCUCUCCUUGUUUGCCAGCGUUAAAGUUGCAUAUUAGGAAAUGCAUUUUUUCACAGCCUUAUUUUUGUAGCUUUGACCAUCAUUUCCCGUCAGUUACGGGAAUAUGUUUUACUCUCAAACAACAUUGAUUUAGGGACUGCGUAAAGACUGCGUAUCAAGAACUAUGUACAGUAAGUGCACAACGGGUUGUUGAGAUUCGGGAGUGACACCCUUCUUUGCAUAUGUUCGCACAAACGUUUACAUGCAUCUCUGCGGAAACUUAAUUCCAGCUCUAGCCUCACCGCCAUUUCCCCCAGUGGCCAACCUAGGUACUGCAACAGAACCUAUCCCCUGUGCUCUAGUCUCACAUUGCCAGAACUAUCUCCACAGCGCUGUAAAGGAAGGUCCGGCUACAUCACACACACAUUCUGGGAUAGGAGUAAAAAAUAGCGCAAAUAAAUAGCAAAUAGAGCAAAUAUCCUGCGCGUGAGCCAGGCGCCAGAUCUCAGGCUUUGUCCUGGAAAUGUACUUCUGUUGAUCCAGCCUACCUGUGGUCUAAAAGGCAUUUUCCCCGCUGAACACGAUAAUAAAUCUGUAAAACAGUUGAUAAGGUCAAUAAUUAUUCUUUGUAUUAUGCGAUUUUCAACUAUGAGGCUACAAAAGCUAUUUUUAUGCAUGACAUCAUCUUAGUGUGAAGUCUCUGAGACUGGCCACUGGGCUCGAGCAAGCACACCGGGCUACACAAUAUGCAUAAACAUAUUUGCAAUACAAUGUAAUGAAUGAUGAUAGUGGACUUUUCAAUAUUUGCAAUGUCACAUGUGAGUAAAAUGUUAUCAAAAUCCAAAAGAAUGAUGGCCAAAUCUGCAAAAGUAAGACCCUGGUUAUAUAAAAAUGCUAGUCUUAGGAUUCCCUUAUGUAUUUUCCAAUGGACCUCCAUAAUGUAAUCAGACCUGGCUCAUAUGGGUUUUGUGUUGCAACUGAAAAGCCUCUCUAACAUAAAUUAUCUCUGCUGGAGAUGUUAAAGGUGCACACAUAAGACGACAGGGACAGCACCAACCUGUGUGCAAUACUGUAAUUGACAACAGGUGUGUGUGUGUGUGUGUGUGUGUGUGUGUGUGUGUGUGUGUGUGUGUGUGUGUGUGUUAAGUUAAAUAAACAUGGGCAAUAGAUAAGCAUUGGGGCUUCCAUCCAUGCACAUGAGCUAAUGUACAAAAGGAGAAACACCAAGGCAAUAGGCUGUGUGGCCUAUUGUUGGAUCCAGCCCACGACAAUCGUCCCUUACACUUUAUCUGAUACCAACAAAAGGUCUGCAGUAUUUUAUUAGAAACAGUCUAUGUCAAUAACUUGAGUGUGUAGGGAUGAGUGCUUUUCAGGGUGUGGUAGUGUGUGUGCAGUAUGUGUACUGUAGGUGGCGAUUAACUUUGAUCAGUCCCUUCCAACCCGUUCUCUCUCCCAACUCGUCCAAUACGAAUGCUUGGUCAGUGUCUCUCAGCGUCAGAUACCGACGCUAAAAUCUCCCUUUAGCGUCUGUAUGGAACGCACCGGGCGGAGCAGCAGCUCGACCGCGGCGCUGUAAGAUGGCGUGGUAUUAAGAGAGACAACGGUAGAGAGUAGUAUGAAAGACCGAGAAUCCUCGUGAGGAGGCAGGUUGGGGUGUGGAUUGGUCAAACAACACCGGACUUUCACCCAACAACAUUUUGUAACCCCAUCCACCAUCUUUUCCUAAACCUAACUGUCCCGUUCUUGUGAUGCAUUACGCAAACCUACGUUCCGACCGAGAGCGUCAUAAAGUGAUGCCAAGAGUCCCGACCAAGUGCGUCAAACAGCAAACGCCAAAGACACCUGGCCAAGAGUCGCCUUCUGACGCGGUGGGAGUUAGAAUGCGUUGGUCCCUUCACCACCAACAUGAGCUCUUAUGCAGAGACUUCCCCUAAAUGUAUGCCCCUCAACAUCCUACACGUUCUAAAUGUUUUGCAACUUUUUAUGACAAUAUGACGAAGGUCAGAUAUAUAGCGUAGUAUCAUCAGCAAAGAUGUUUAUACUGUUUUAUGGCUUUCUUUGGAUGUUUUGUGUGAAAAUAUCUGACUAUUACAGCUUAGAUGUAUGGUGAUAAUAGUUGUGAAGUACUAUCAAUACAAUGGCUUACUCCUUAUCAAUCAGUUUGAAUUUGACUGGAACAAUAAUAUUGGCCCUGCACUGUUGAUUAGCCCCAGAGAUGAGGCUGCAGAUGUGACGUCAUGGAGAUUUGGGAACUGUGGAUACUUAUCAUGUCGCUCCAUGGCUUAUCACACACACUUACUCACAUUUAUAAUAUAGAUGUCUUGCCUGCUAGGAUAACAUUCCCGCACCCAUCCAGUCCUAUCAGCUACAGUAUGGUAAAAGCCUGCAGCCCCUAAAUGCCCCUCCAGCUGGUAUUUGCUUUGCAGUCUGUCACAUUCAAUAAUAGAUUUGGAUUUAUUUAUUUUUUUACUAUCUCAAUACAACCCUAACCGAAUCUCUUCGGCAAACGCCUAAUAUUUGCAUCACAGGCGAUUUUCUGGAAAUUCUGUUAAAAUUUUUACUACAUUUGGAUGGAAAGGCUUGGGACUGCUAAAUAUUAGUUUUUCCACAGAACAAGGACUGUGGAUUUCCCCCAUAUCAUUUACAGUGUAGCCACUUGAGUUGAGACUUGAACAUUUCUGAACCUAUCCUUUAAAUGAGGAAAAUCAAUAAAGAGAAAGAUUGGAGUCUUAUAGUGCUUUGGUAUUUUACCAAGACUGUGUUCCAGUCUAGCUUCUUCGACCAUAGAGGGUAGUGGCUCUGAGGCAAAAUAAAUGAUUAUGGGCUAGACUCUCCCAAAUAGUGUUUUGAAAAUGCACUUUAAAGAAAAAUCAGUUUGCCCUACAUUCCAGCCUGUAUGGUCCCUUUUAAGCACUUGCUUUGCCCCUAAUGAUAAAUAUAUAUGAACUAGCCAUUCUUACAAAUGUAAAUAUCAUCCCCCGUUUUGAACCUUAACCACAGAUUGAGGAGAGCUCAUAGAAAUGCUGUACUUGAAGUUAUCUUGCAGCUUUUCAGUGUCAUCCCCAGGCUGUGAUUGUGCAGCAGAGAAAAGGGGAGGAAAGGGGGUGGGUAAUUCCAGUAAAGUGCUGUGACAGAAGAGGGUUAAUACCACGGAGCUGUGCUACGAUUGCCCAGCCGCAUGUGGCUUUAAGGGAUUGCAGGCAGUAUUAGCAGCUGAAUAAUUAUUUCUGGCAUGUUUCUCCUCGUGGCACACAUCGCUUUGUUUGCCCAUCGACACUUUUUUUUUUUUUUUUUUUUUUCAUGGAGUUCGGCAGCCUGCAGUCUUGUACAAAAACUUAUAUUUUUGAGUCCUGGGUGGACAGAGUUCCUGAAGGCACUCUCUGUUCAAACUUGAAUGUUCUUCGUAUAUUUCAAAUAAAGUCCAGUGAAGGACAGACUCGGUGGAAUUGCACAUUUAGCACUGUGACAGGAAAAAUGAGAAAUAAUAUCAGUAGAAGA